AUGACAAGAGCAACUGAAGCAUUUACAACUGCAGCUAUUGUAACUGCUAUUUAUCUAGUUUUAUUUUUUGGUGUCAUUCCUUUACCUGAAACCAUUCAAUAUAAAAUAAUCCCUGUGCUUCCAUGGUGGGCACUCAUGACUUUUGGCUGCUAUUGUCUCAACAAUAUUGGAUAUGCCUUAUAUACCUUCCGUGAUUGUCCUGAAGCUUAUCAUGAACUAAUGAGUGAAAUUCAACAAGCAAAAUCUGAUUUGACAUCCAAAGGCAUUCAAAUGUAA
Rhizopus microsporus ATCC 52813 is the source of this 276-nucleotide messenger RNA. RefSeq names its product dolichol-phosphate mannosyltransferase subunit 3. The coding region runs from base 1 to 276 and encodes 91 amino acids. Lineage: Eukaryota; Fungi; Mucoromycota; Mucoromycetes; Mucorales; Rhizopodaceae. The record is from RefSeq and is a predicted model, not a curated record. Gene Ontology annotation, biological process: GPI anchor biosynthetic process. Gene Ontology annotation, cellular component: dolichol-phosphate-mannose synthase complex; endoplasmic reticulum membrane. The transcript is spliced from 3 exons.